UUGUCAAAGUAUGGGGACCUAUUUGCAUUUUACCAUUUCCAUUCUACUGACUUUUAUCCAUCAAGCAGAGUCCAGCUCUGUGUUUGUGCUAAAGGGACAGGACGUUCGUCUGGAUGUCCAGGAAAAUGUUCAACUGAAAGAGUUUGAGGUUUUUAAGUGGAGCUUCGGAACAGCCAAUAUUGUAAGAUAUUCUGACACAUUGUCAGUGAAAGUGUCUUCUGAGUACAACAACAGGGUUGAGUUUUAUAAGGGAAACUUCUCUCUGCUACUGAAGAACCUACAGGAAGGAGACAGUGGACCUUAUACUGCAGUAGUGAGUGGUGAAAAAGAAAAUACUAUUAUUGCACACCAGUUAAUUCUCCAAGAGAGAGUUGAGCCUCCAGUCCUGACAGUGGAUUCUAACUCCACCAUCAAUGGCACCUGUAUCGUGACAGUGACCUGCAGAGGUCAGAACACCUCUGUCACCUCCAGCUGUAACAGCAGCACCUGCUCUCAGGUGGGAGGAGAGAGUAGAGGGGCUGAGACCUCCACUGUCCCCCUGCUCUCUGUCUAUGUGGCAGGGGGUUCCAUCAUCUGUAACCACAGCAACCAAGUCAGCUGGGCCAGUGAGUCCAAGGAGAUAGUGGAACUCUGUCCAAUGAAAUCUGACCAAGGCGAGAAGGCGAACUACAACUAUGCUCUCACAGUCGUGGCACCUGUCUGCGUAGUUGGAUUCCUUACCCUGAUUGGUUUUGUUCUUUGGCUAACGCAAAACAAACGAGGCAAAGAUGAUGUUAUGAACCCAGUGUCAGACAGGACUUCAGAGAACGGCCAAGCAGGUGGUGAAGAGCAGGUGUCUCCAGGUCCAGGCCCAACAUCACCCACCAUCUACAGUAUGGUGGGACAUCCCCAACCCCAGCCUGUGGACCACCCCACCUUGGUGGGAGACCAGCCUACGCAUGAGGACCUCCCCAUGACCACCAUGCCCCCCAAGACCUCCAUGCCUGAGAGUAUAUAUGCUAUGGUGGGGAAAAAGACUAGCAAACUGUAA
Salvelinus namaycush (lake trout) is the source of this 1030-nucleotide messenger RNA. Its product is annotated as natural killer cell receptor 2B4-like. The record is from RefSeq and is a predicted model, not a curated record. Bases 11 to 1030 code for a protein of 339 amino acids. Lineage: Eukaryota; Metazoa; Chordata; Actinopteri; Salmoniformes; Salmonidae. The transcript is spliced from 6 exons.